Candoia aspera is the source of this 1144-nucleotide messenger RNA. RefSeq names its product neurotrophin receptor-interacting factor homolog. Lineage: Eukaryota; Metazoa; Chordata; Lepidosauria; Squamata; Candoiidae. Gene Ontology annotation, biological process: regulation of DNA-templated transcription. The record is from RefSeq and is a predicted model, not a curated record. The coding region runs from base 1 to 1065 and encodes 354 amino acids. The transcript has 4 exons.
AUGCGCAGAACAGCGUUGCCGGCAGAAGAAGCGCUCUCUCGCCCGCCGCCCGAGGCCCCCCGAGGCGGAGGGGGCGGGGCCAGGGGGCGGGAGCGGAGAGCCGCGGGCGCGUUGCUGCUGCGCUUCCCGGAGCGAGGCCGGGAGGAGCGCGACCCCGCCUGCCCGGGAGGCCCCCUUUCCCGGGAAAGCCGGGCAGGGAGCCUGGAGGGUCCGCUCGUCCGCAGCGGCGCGGCUCGGCGUCCCGGUGAGAUUUCGGGAGAGGCUGCUCGCCAAAGGCGGCCGGGAAGGAGAGGCGCCCAGCAGACGCCGCCGGGGAGGCUCGGCUCGGCUCGGCCCGGCCCGGCCCGCGAGAUGGCCUCGCCGCGGCCCGGAGCGGGGGGAGCCGCAGGACGAGCCCCCGCCGCCGCCGCCGCCGCCGCGCCCGCGGAGGGAGCGGCGCUCUGGCCGGCAGCCGGGCGGGGGGGCCUCCCCGAGGAGCCCCUGGGCGGGGGGGCGCAGCGCUUCCGCCGGCUCCGCUACCGGGAGUGCCAGGGGCCGCGGGGCGUCUGCAGCCGCCUGCAGCAGCUGUGCCGGGAGUGGCUGAAGCCCGAGCGGCGCAGCAAGGCCCAGGUGGUGGACCUGGUGAUCCUGGAGCAGUUCCUGGCCGUGCUGCCGGCGGAGAUGGCGAGCUGGGUGCGGGAGUGCGGCGCGGAGAGCUGUUCGCAGGCGGUGGCCCUGGCCGAGGGCUUCCUGCUGAGCCAGGCGGAGGCGGAGCGAGGGCAGCGGAUGCAGGAGCCGCUGAGGAAGGAGGUUGUGGUGCCUCCUGAAGGCAGGGAAGCUCUCCCUGGUCCCUCUUUGGAGCAGCUGUGGGGAAGGAUCUCUGAGGAGGAUCCAGCUCCUCUUUGUGAUGAAGCAGCAACAGCUCAGGGCUCGGUGUCCUUUGAGGAGGUGGCUGUGUAUUUCACGGAGGAGGAGUGGGCGCUGCUGGAUCCCAGCCAGAGAGCCUUACACGAGGAAGUCAUGCUGGAGAAUUCUAGGAAUGUGGCCACUCUGGGUAAGGUCCCGCUUUGCUCUGGGUUGAGUUAAUUGUGGAAAGUCUUUGUUAUCCUAGCGGUGAGAAAGCACCUUCUAGCUAGAAGAAGGAAAGUCUGUUUUUGUUUUGUUU